AUGCCGCCGCGUCCGAAGCGCCCGCGAGAGGGGGAACGAGCAAGUCACGCACACGAUAGUGAUGAAGAUAGGGAUGAGGAGGAUGAGGAAGAGCUCGGCGAGGACCUCUUUGGGGAGAACUACGAGCAGGACUACCUUAACCCUGAGGAUGAGAGCGAGGUCGCCGAGGACGACGUGACCAACGACGUGGAUUGGAUCGAUGACGCCAGUGAUGUGUCAGUUAUUUCAGAAUCGGGCCGCUUGGCCGUAGAUGCUUUACUGGAUAGGCGAAAGGAAAUGGAGCGGCGGCUACGCGAGGAACAGCGGGAGCUGGAAAAGGGUGUGUUUAGCGACGUUGAUGAUGAGGAGUCGCUUAUUAGCGCGGAGGGUGAUUACUAUGAUGCUGCAACUCGAGGUGAAGACGGUGGGGACGAUGACGCUGGGCGAAACGGGGGCGAUUUCAACAAUGGAGAGGGUGGAGGCACUGACCACGCCGGAGACAGCAAAGAUGAUGGCGUGUACGUUCGUGGUGACAUUGAGGCUAUGGACUUCGAUUGGCGUCAACCGCAGUGCGAAUUGGUGGAGUGGCUUGCACAGGAGCUUCCACGGCGGGUUGUUAAAAAUCGCAUUUACAACUUCUACUUGAACUACGUGGAGCAUGGUGUAAGUGUGUAUGAACAAAAGGUGAAUUUAAUGACGCGAGAAAAUGAACAAAGUUUUCAGUUGAGUUAUAGCCACUUGGGUCGCGCCUACGACUCGGUGCUGGCGCUCUGGUUAGUAGAUGUCCCUGAUCUUAUGAUCGAAUUAUUAGAGGAUGCUGCAAACUACUUCGUCUUCCGUCUAUUUCCACACUAUCGGAAGGUGCAUCGGCGCAUAUUGGUCCGCAUUUGUGACUUGCCGUUGUGUGAUCCUAUUCGUGACUUUCGUCAAAUUCAUAUGAAUGUCUUGGUACGCGUGGAAGGUGUUGUGAUUCGACGCUCUCCCGUUUACCCCCAGAUGCAGGCAGUGAGAUAUGAUUGUGUUCACUGUAGUUACAUCAUUGGACCCAUUUACCAACGGGGUGACAAGGAGCAGCGGGUGAGUAUGUGCCCAAGCUGCCACAGUAAAGGACCCUUCCGAGUCAACAUGGUCCUCACCGAGUACCGCAACCACCAAACGGUACUGCUGCAGGAAUCUCCAGGAAAGGUACCACCUGGUCGUCUCCCACGCAGCUUGGAGGUGAUACUGACAAACGAUCUCAUCGAUCGCGCCAAUCCGGGGGAGGAAGUGGAUGUCACGGGCAUUUACCGGAAUAAUUUUGAUCCACUUUUGAACAGUCGCCAAGGGUUUCCUGUCUUUACCACCGUACUACAUGCUAACAACGUGGUGCGUCGCAGUGCGGAGGUCGGGAGUUUUAGGCUUCCCGACGACGAACGCGUCCGCAUUCUGGAAUUGGCUAAACACCCAAAUCUAAAGCGUAAGCUGCUUCGCUCUAUUGCCCCAAGCAUUCAUGGCCGUGAUGAUAUCAAACUUGGUUUGCUGCUUGCCAUGCUUGGUGGGGUGCCGAAAGACGUGGGUGGUGAUCAGUCUCACCGUAUUCGUGGCGACAUCAAUGUGCUGCUUGUUGGGGACCCGGGGUGCGCCAAGUCCCAGUUCUUGAAGUUUGUGGAAAAGACGGCAAACCGUGCUGUGUUCACGACGGGACGGGGUUCGACGGCGGUGGGGCUAACGGCCUCUGUCCACAAGGACACUGUGACCGGGGAUUUUGUGCUGGAGGGUGGGGCACUUGUCAUUGCUGACCGCGGCAUUUGCCUGAUUGACGAGUUUGACAAGAUGUCUGACCAGGACCGCACCUCCAUCCACGAGGCGAUGGAGCAGCAAACGAUUUCUGUCGCUCGUGGUGGUAUCGUCACGACCCUCUCCGCGCGGUGCAGCAUUGUGGCAGCGGCUAAUCCAAUCGGCGGACGCUACGACCCGUCACUCUCGUUCGAUGCGAACGUCAACCUCACCACCCCCAUUCUCUCACGCUUUGACUUGCUGUUUGUUGUCCGCGAUGAGGUUAACGUGGAACUGGACGAAAAAUUGGCGACGUUUAUUUGCCGUUCCCACAUCCGCAACCAUCCGCGCUCCCAGGAGGAGCGCAAACGCACUGAGCGAGAGCUGCACCAGCAACUCUCCAUACUUCGUUACGCUCUGGAGAAUGCGUCGACGGAGGAGGAGCGCCGCGCCGCCGAAGAGCAGUUGCAAGGUUUGCGUUGUACUCUUCGGGAGAAGCCGCUUGAGGAGGAUGAGGACCCUUCCAGUAACAAACCGUUACCCCAACCACUGCUGCGGAAGUACCUCCUGUACGCCAAGGCACACUGCCACCCGCGCGUGUCAAACAUUGAUGCAAACACCAUUGCCCGGCUUUACACGGAGCUUCGACAGGAGUCGAAACACGGCGGUGUGGCAAUCACUGUUCGUCACAUGGAGUCCAUCAUUCGUCUUGCGGAGGCGCAUGCGCGUCUGUACCUUCGCGAUUUUGUUCGCGACGAAGACGUUAAUGCUGCCAUCUCUCUCUUUCUGCGUUGCUUUAUUCAGGCGCAGAAGUACAGUCUGCGUAGCGCGAUGGAAAAUCGCUUUCGUAAGUACUCGGACUCAGAAAUGGAGCCGCUUCCGCUCAUCCAGCACCACAUUAAGGUGGCGGUGCACUCCAUCCGCGCCUUUGAACGGCAAAUUUCCGGCGGAGUGGAGCCAACCAAAGUGCGCAUCGACGUCAGUCAGCUGGAGCACUGCACGGCGAACGUAUCGAGAGAAGCCCUUAAUGCAUUUUUUGAAUCAGAGGAGUUCAAAAAGGAUUACACGUUAAUUCGCGACCCCGCGACGGGGGCGGCGCUGCAAAUAGAACACUCUUUGGUAUAA
This is a messenger RNA of Trypanosoma rangeli, 2859 nucleotides long. RefSeq names its product minichromosome maintenance protein 2. Gene Ontology annotation, cellular component: nucleus; MCM complex. NCBI's taxonomy places the organism in Eukaryota, Euglenozoa, Kinetoplastea, Trypanosomatida, Trypanosomatidae. Gene Ontology annotation, molecular function: 3'-5' DNA helicase activity; single-stranded DNA helicase activity; ATP binding. The record is from RefSeq and is a predicted model, not a curated record. The transcript has a single exon. Gene Ontology annotation, biological process: mitotic DNA replication initiation; DNA replication; double-strand break repair via break-induced replication. Bases 1 to 2859 code for a protein of 952 amino acids.